CUAAAGGCUGUAGAAUGGGAUCCUCUAAACGCCGAGGAGCGCAUGGGCGCUAGAAAGCUCGACCUGGAUGGACAGUAGAGCGGCCGGACAGUUCUUAUGUACAGAGGCUACGCCAGGCUUAUUUAGAGAGGCUCCGUUUUAUCUAUUGCGCUUUUAAGCUAGCCUACCCUUACUCUCUAACUUUUUGGCAGUCACUUGGUGUCUUUUGCAUAGAUGGCAGGAAAAUGAGAGUGUGAAUGGGGAUGUCUCUAAAUAAGGGUACUUGAGCCCAGGGUCCGCCUUCUCCAGGGAGGCUGGGCUGGAACCUCGGUGGGAGAUAGUUCGAGGAUGAGCCCGCUAGUGUGGUGUAAACUAAAUCCAGGGCCUGGUGGCUAUUAUCAUAUUUACACUGGAGAUUCCCAAGCUUGGCUGCGUAUUAGAAUCACCUAGAGAGUAGUGAAAUAUUCCAGUGCCCAGCUCACAUACCAUACCAAAUUAAAUAUCAAGGGGUAGAGCCAGUCAUGUUUUAAAGAUCCUUGGGUGAGUCCAAUGUGCAGCAAAGUUUGGGAACUACUGAACGAGACCAGAAAUGAUCGUAACUUGAAUCGGAAGAGUAAGCUGUAGAGAUGAUGAGAAGUGUUCAGAUUCUGAAAAUAUUUUGGAGAUUUCAACACGAUUUCCCGACAGACCAGAUAUGGGAUGUGAGAGAAAUAAAGACAUCAACAUCAAGCUUUUGGAUCAAGAUCUUGAUGUGGUUUGGCAUUUCCAACUCAGCACUACAAACCAGGAACCGCUUGCAGCUCUCGUGAAUUUUUGUGACCUCAUAGAGGACUUCCACUGCCAGCUUUGCUGGUGAGCACUUCAAGCUGGUUCUCCUGAGUGGACAAAAGCAGGCAUUUGCAUAACAGGAAAUGGAAGAAACUGAAGAUUUUGUGGGUCAGGGACCACACCCAGUUGAUGAUGAUUUAUUUAAAGAGCCAAUGAAAAAAAGAAGACGUUCAGAUAGAGACCAGCGGUUCCGAGCAUUUCCCUCCGUGGAACAAAGUGCUCUUAAGGAAUAUGAAAAACUGGAGUCACGGACCAGAAGGGUUUUGAGCAAUACUUAUCAGAAACUUAUUCAUUCUGUCUUCCUGGAUGACAGCAUUCCUAAUGGAGUCAAGUAUCUCAUAAACAGGCUACUUGCCUUGAUUGAAAAACCAUCAUUGGACCCAAUCUACAUUGGAUUAUUUGGAAGCACAGGGGCUGGGAAGAGCUCCCUGAUCAAUGCCAUCAUCCAGCAAGCAAUGUUUCUACCAGUGUCUGGAGAAAGUAUAUGUACAUCGUGUAUUGUACAAGUGAGCUCAGGCUGCUGUGAACAAUACGAGGCCAAAAUCCACCUUCUCUCUGACCAAGAGUGGAAGGAAGAGCUGAAGAACUUGACUAAACUCCUGCACAGGACAGAGGAACUGGACAGAGAAGAGGCAGAUGCAUGGGACAGGGAUGAUGCAGUGGAGGAAGCCAUCUGGAAGCUACAAAUGCUUUAUGGAAAUGGGGCGGAAAGGAAGAACUAUGAAGAGUUACUAAGGGCAAAGCCCAAAGGAAAGAUUCCCACAUCCAGAAUCAUCACCCUCAAGGCAGAAGAGGCAGAAGAGCUGUCUGUCAAGCUGGACCCUUACAUCCGGACGCACAGGAGAGACUUGGAUGGAGAAUCAGCUGAGACACAAAUUUGGCCCUUGAUCAAACAUGUGGAAGUGACUCUUCCCAAAUCAGAGAUGAUUCCAGAAGGGGUUGUGCUGGUGGACAUUCCGGGCACCGGCGACUUCAACAGCAAGAGGGAUGAGAUGUGGAAAAAGACCAUUGAUAAGUGCUCAGUGAUCUGGCUGAUCAGUGACAUCGAAAGAGUUUCUGGAGGGAGAGCCCAUGAAGACCUUUUGAAUGAAAGCAUCAAAGCCUGCCAAAGGGGCUUCUGCAGGGACGUUGCCCUGGUGGUCACCAAGACCGACAAACUCCAUCUGCUGGAGUAUCUAAGGGAAAGAAAAGUGGGAAAUCAAGCUAUCCAGAGUCAGCGAGAGGCCGUUUUAGAAAGAAAUGAAGUGAUAAAACUACAAAGGAAUAGAAUUCUCAAGGAAAAGCUAAAGAGAAAACUGCCCGCUGACUCCAAGGUUCUGGAAGCCUCCGAUCUCGUGUACACAGUCAGCGCCCAGGAGUACUGGCAACAGGCUCUCCUCACCGAGGAGGAAACUGAAAUCCCCAAGUUAAGAGGCUAUAUCAGGAAGAGGCUCUUGGACAAGAAGAGGAGGAUGGUGACCAAGUAUGUUACUGAAGCCUUUGGUCUGUUGCUCCUCACGGACAGUUUCAACUGCAUGGAAAACCUGCCGAACGAAUUCUUGCACAUGAGUGGCCUGCGGAGAUUUGUGGAAGAGAAGAUACAGCUUCUGGAGAAGGUCAUUGACCAGUGCUUUGCCCACAUCAAACAGCCUCUGCAAGAAGGAGUCAGAAAUGCCAAGGCUUCCUACCGACGGAUCCUCGGGACAUGCCUGGUGAGGAGUAGAGGAAACCAGGGCUUUCAUCAGACUCUGAAAGCUGUUUGCCUGAAAAAUGGCAUCUAUGCCUCCAGGACUCUUGCAAGAAUAGAUCUGAACGAAGCCAUCACUCAGCCCAUCUAUGACCAGAUCGAUCCCGUUUUUGGAGGCAUUUUUAGAGCUGGAAAGCCCACUGGGUCAGCAUUGCUGCCUCACGUAGAAGCUUUUAAGCACUCUCUACAGGAGAAAAUGAUGGAAAUUGGAAUAAGAAGUGGCUGGAAAUAUGAUAGUGACAAAAAAAGUUUUCUGAUCCAGGAGAUAAGUGCCAUCCUGGGAGGCCUGGAAGAUUACAUCCUCAGAAAGAAGAGGAGGAUCUAUGAGUCUCUCACCACCUCUGUUCAGAGCGACCUGAAGGCCUGUUAUGAAGAGGCCGCUCAGAUUGCUGGCAAAAAAGCGUGUGAGAGAAUGAAAGACGUCAUCAGGAGAGGGGUGGACCGGCAGGUGGCCGAGGGCAUGUUUGAAAGGGCUCAAGAAAGAAUGCAGCACCAAUUUCAACAACUGAAGAAUGGAAUCACGGAGAAGGUGAAGGGAAGUAUCGCCACCAUGCUGACCCUUGCUUCAUCCCAGGGGGAUGGUCUCUACAAGGAGCUUGCAGACGUCAAAAGUGAAUACAAGGAGAUGGAGAAGCUACACAGAGGCCUGAGGGAGGUGGCUGAGAACGCGGUGCUACGGAGAGGCAUGCAGGAUUUCCUUCUGAAGAUGUCCCCGAGCAAAGUUGUUCCCCCCAAAUUAUAAACAUAAUUCAUAGGGAUUAGCACCAAGUAGAUGAAAAACAAGCCUGGAGCCAAACAACCAGAGUUACUUGUGUUUUUAAAAAUCUAAUAAAGAAUAUCUCCCAACUGUUUGGACUUUAUAUACAACAUACAACUCAAAAUACUGUUACUUCUGGCAUAAGCUGACUGCUGAAUAACAUUACUUCCUUUGUAUUCUGUAGCCAAAAAGCAUCAUCUUGAAUUCCUAAUGGAGUUCUAAAAUUUUAGGGACAAGAAGCUCAUGCUUCCGCAAAGAAAAAUAUCAAAACAUUGAACAACUUAACUAUUAUGGAAAUAAGCGUUGCAAAUAAAGCUUUAGGGACCUAAUUCUACUUCCCAUUUUAAUAUCUAUGACUCUUUUGGGUAAGGAAGUAACAUUGUGCCAUGGAAACAACAUGAAUUAGAGAACAGAUGAGAGACCUGGCUUUACCAUUUCCCAGGAGUGUUAUUUAUGGUCAGCGCUUCUCAAACAUUUUGAUCUCAGGACCCUACAC
Molecule: messenger RNA, 3786 nt
Organism: Prionailurus viverrinus (fishing cat)
Lineage: Eukaryota; Metazoa; Chordata; Mammalia; Carnivora; Felidae
Gene: NUGGC
Product: nuclear GTPase, germinal center associated
Exons: 20
Coding region: 891-3275 (794 amino acids)
Molecular function (GO): GTPase activity
Source: RefSeq, a predicted model, not a curated record